Molecule: messenger RNA, 6112 nt
Organism: Melozone crissalis (California towhee)
Lineage: Eukaryota; Metazoa; Chordata; Aves; Passeriformes; Passerellidae
Gene: EPB41
Product: erythrocyte membrane protein band 4.1
Exons: 22
Coding region: 43-2679 (878 amino acids)
Biological process (GO): cortical actin cytoskeleton organization
Cellular component (GO): plasma membrane; cytoskeleton
Molecular function (GO): structural molecule activity; actin binding
Source: RefSeq, a predicted model, not a curated record
CGAGGCCGGCGGGCGCCGCGCGCGGGGGCGGCCGGCAUCAUCAUGACAACAGAAAAGAGCCCAGCAGCUGACGCUGACAGCUCAGAGCAGCAGCAAGCCAAGGAGGAGGAAGGAGCUGCUGAAACACAGAAGCAAGAGGCUUCCCUGGAGGAAGGGGCUCAGCCAACACCAGAGAGGCAGCCCCAGAGGCAGAAGGCCUCCAACGGAGAAACCCCCACGCACGAGGAGCAGGGCAAGAAAGAACGUCGCGCCUCCGAGGGCCGAGGUCUCUCCCGCCUCUUUUCCUCCUUCCUCAGGAGGCCCAAGUCUCAGGUAUCCGAAGAGGACAAGGACACUGAUGCUCCUAAAGAGGCGGGAGGUGACCAGAAAGAUGCAGGAUUAGGAGCCAGCCCUGAUGAAGAUACCUUGGUGAAAGCCCCGAUUGCAGCUCCUGAGCCCGAGCUCAAAACUGACCCAUCGCUGGAUCUCCAUUCCUUGAGCAGUGCAGAAACACAGCCUGCUCAAGAAGAGAGGAGGGACGACCAGGAGCCUUUGGGAAGAGACCUCGAGGACAGGGAAGAAGGAGAAGCAAAGGAAGAGGGUGCCAAGCCAGAACUGAAGCCAGAGUCUCUGGAGACUAAAGCAGACAAGGAUUUGAAAGCUGCCCAAAAAGUAGUGAAAAGACACAGAAACAUGUACUGCAAAGUUGUCUUGCUGGAUGACACCAUUUUUGAGUGUUCUGUGGAUAAACACACCAAGGGACAGGAUCUACUUAAAAAAGUCUGUGACCACCUCAAUCUGCUGGAAGAAGACUACUUUGGUUUGGCCACAUGGGACACACCAACCUCCAGGACGUGGCUGGAUCCUGCCAAAGAAAUAAAAAAGCAGGUUCAUGGAGGCCCCUGGGAUUUUACCUUCAAUGUCAAGUUUUAUCCACCAGAUCCUGCCCAGCUAACAGAGGACAUCACCAGGUAUUACCUGUGUCUGCAGCUCAGACAGGACAUCCUGACAGGGCGGCUGCCCUGCUCCUUUGCCACCUUGGCUCUGCUGGGUUCCUACACUGUCCAGUCAGAGUUGGGAGACUAUGAUCCUGAUCUCCAUGGCCCAGAUUACAUCAGUGAAUUCAAACUGGCCCCAAACCAGACAAAAGAGCUUGAAGAAAAGGUUGUGGAGCUCCAUAAAACAUAUAGAUCCAUGACUCCUGCCCAAGCAGACCUGGAAUUUCUUGAGAAUGCAAAAAAACUAUCUAUGUAUGGAGUCGACCUUCACCAUGCCAAGGACUUGGAAGGAGUGGAUAUCACUCUGGGAGUCUGUUCCAGUGGCCUUCUUGUUUACAAAGAUAAACUGAGAAUCAACCGCUUCCCAUGGCCCAAAGUCCUGAAGAUUUCCUACAAACGCAGCAGCUUCUUCAUAAAGAUUCGGCCAGGGGAGCAAGAACAGUAUGAAAGUACAAUUGGGUUCAAGCUACCAAGUUACCGGGCAGCAAAGAAGCUCUGGAAAGUAUGUGUUGAACAUCACACCUUCUUCAGGCUGACUUCCACGGAGGCCAUCCCGAAGAGCAGGUUCCUGGCGCUGGGCUCCAAGUUCCGCUACAGCGGCCGCACGCAGGCGCAGACGCGGCAGGCGAGCGCCCUGAUCGACCGCCCCGCGCCCCAGUUCGAGCGCACGGCCAGCAAGAGAGCGUCCAGGAGCCUCGAUGGAGCAGUGGCUGUGAUAACCCCAGAGCGGAGUCCCCGGCCUACCUCAGCCCCAGCCAUCGCUCAGAGCCACCCUGCAGAACCAGCCCCAGCUAAGUCCAGUGUGAAGGACGUGACCACAUCUAAAGUAGGGAAGGAAACAGCAAAAUCUGAUGUGAGACGUGAAGAAUUUCCCCUGGAGAAACCUGAGGAGCCAGUGGACGCCUCAAAGGUGAGGAAAACACAUAUUGAGGUCACAGUCCCCACCACGAAUGGUGCCCAGCCCCAGCAGCAGCCUGCAGAAAAAGAGGAAGAGCUGAUAAGAAUGAGGAAGAAGAGAUCAAAGAGGCUAGAUGGUGAAAACAUUUAUAUCAGGCAUAGCAAUUUAAUGUUGGAGGAUCUAGAUAAGACCCAGGAGGAAAUAAAGAAGCACCAUGCCAACAUCAGUGAGCUGAAGAAGAACUUCAUGGAGUCCGUGCCCGAGCCUCGGCCGAGUGAGUGGGACAAACGUUUGUCCACCCACUCCCCGUUCCGCAGCCUCAACGUCAACGGGCAGAUCCCCACGGCAGCGGACGGAGUCAAGAAAGUCACUGUCCCAUCUUCUGAGAGACAGCCCCCGCUAGUGAAGACACAGACUGUCACCAUCUCUGACGUGUCCAGCGCUGUCAAAAGUGAAAUUCCCACAAAGGAAGUCCCCAUUGUCCACACAGAGACAAAGACCAUCACCUACGAAGCUGCACAGACAGAUGGCGGCAAUGGCGAUUUAGACCCUGGCAUCCUGCUCACUGCCCAGACCAUCACUUCAGAAACCACCAGCAGUACCACCACCACCCAGAUCACCAAGACUGUGAAAGGUGGCAUUUCAGAGACACGGAUUGAGAAGAGGAUUGUCAUCACGGGAGAUGCAGAUGUAGACCAUGACCAGGUCCUGGCACAGGCGAUCAAGGCUGCCAAGGAGCAGCACCCAGACAUGUCGGUGACCAAAGUGGUUGUGCACCAGGAGACAGAGAUUGCAGAGGAGUAAUUGGGCUGUGAAACGUUCCUGCCCAUGACAACACCAGGAAAAAGAAACCCAGCAAAACUACCAAGAAACUACCUGGAGCACAAAGACCUCGGAUUUCAGACUUGACACUCAGAGACAUUCAUAUCAUUUAUUAAGAGUUGCGCUUUGACAUUUUACUUGAGAUUUUUCCAGAGUCCACUAGAUCCUACUGGAUAUAGGGUUUUGUUUUGUUGGGUUUUUUUAUAUCUAUCGCGACAGAAAUAUGCCAUAUUUCUAACUUCUAAAAUAUUUCUAGUAUUUUUUACAGGUUUUCAGUUUUGCAUUCCCUCUCACGCAAAGCCUCUUCAGACACAGAAUCUCACCUCACAGGGCUCCAGGGCUCCCUGUUUUAACUCGUAUUCCCUCUGCCAGGGAUAACGGAGCUGUUCCGUGCGCGUUCCCGGUGCGGGCUCUGUGUGCGCCUUCACAAAGCCAUGGGUCCUUCUUCCAGGAGAGUCAGUUUAAAGAGUCAGACUUUGUGCAGCAUUUCCGAUUGCCUCUAGAUUAUUUUUGUAGCUCUGGGGAGCUCCAGCCCCGCUGCAACCCCUGGGCUGCUCUGAGCUCCCUCGCCACUGGGUUCCAGCUCUGAUGUGUGAUCACAGUAGGGUUUUGUGGUGUAGCCUGUGCACACAUCUGAGUAGUUGACUAGAUUUAAGGAAUACUGGAAGUUGCUUCAAGUAUCUUAUACUGUGAAUUUUAGAGCUUUAAGAGGAUAGCAUCUCGCCUUCUUCCCGUGUGUCUCUGCUGAGUGCUCCCCACCUAUUUGUGUUUUCUAGAUGCCAUUAAAUUAAAAAGCCCUUAGAAGUGUGUGUUUAAGGUGUUUGGACUCGGGAUGCUAUUAAGGUAGGCUUGUGCAGCAUUCACAGGAACUGAGCUUUUCAAUGUCAUAGUUUUUCACUUGUUUGUGUUCAUGAUUUUUAAAUUACGGAGGGGUUUUUUGGUUUUUUUUGUAAGUCAUGGGUUGGGUUUUUUUCCUCCCCUCACAGUGCUAUUUAAAGCUGAACACGUUACGCAUUUCUCAGAGCGUGUAUGCUACUAGCAUUUAAUUUAAACUCCUUUAGACAAUCCUUCCUAGGCCUGCAAGCUGUAUUUGGAGAGGCUGAACAAGGAAUUUUAGGAGGUGUCAGGUGUUGCUGAUUGUGAAAGAGCCAAACCACAUGGGAAGUGUUGACAUUCCCUCUUCCACACUGGCCUGUGGGUCUGGAUUUGCCUUCAUGACCCCCUUGCUGGAAUGAAGUAUCAGGGUGAUUGUCUGAAUCUUGAGGCUGAGCUUACAGACCCCCAGGGCCAUCUCCAGCACAGAGAGGGUGAUGCAAAAACAAUGAUUUCAGGGGCUGGAUGUGCUCCCAUUUCUGCUCUCUAAGCUUCAUGGGAAUGUUCUUGCCUGGUUUGUCCUUCCACCAUUUAAAUUCAAGAAGCAAAAAACCAACCAAGCUCUGUAAAGAGUCUGCCCAGACACUUGUGAACACUUUAGUCCACUUGAGGUUGUGAUUUUUUUUUUCUUGUAUAAAUAUACAUAUACAUAUAUAUAUAUGUAUAUAUAGUGUGGCACAGUGGUAGCUGAGGGCAAGGAGUGCUCUGCUCCUCAGGAGAGGAUGGGAAAAAAAUGACAAUAAAGAGAAAAGCUCUCCAGUUUUAAAUUUGAAUCAUGUAUUUCAGAAGUCACUGGAUUUAGCUCAGGCUGCAAUGACUGCACUGUUUAGCUGCAGCCAGCCCUGGAACUACACUGGGGCUGGUGCAGCUUCUCAGCUUCAGGUGCAAUUUUAAUUAAGCUGUCAGUAUUGAUUGGAGACUCUGCUGGAGCUGCUGGAUUUUGGCUCUCUUUGAGCUUUGCUGGCCCUGGUCCUGCUCAGCCUCCAGCCCUCCUGUGCCACAGCUGCCUCUGGGCCGCUCUGGUGCAGGUUUCCCUCCUGGGACACUCUGCCUCCCUCGGGGCAUCCUGCUCUGGGGAUUGAGGGAGUCCUGGGCUCUGGUGCAGAGAUUAAGUCUUCCUAUCCAUGUCUGAAAAGCCCUUCCUUGUUCUGCCACGCAGGCCCUGGCCGAGGCUCUGCUGUCCUCAGCUGAGUUGGGUCAUGCUUGCCUUAAACACCCAUCAUGCUGAGCACCCUCUGCCACUGCCCUUUUUCUGGAAGUUGAGUCCUUUGCCACUCAAUCCUUCCAUCUCAUUUGCAACAGACACCUGAAGAGUGAAGGGGCACAUGGAGCAGUGGCUGAGAGGAUUUCUGGGCUUUACCAGGCACAGCCAACAUGAUAAAUGAAGUUUGUCCGUAGCACUUAAAGGCACUUGGCUGUCAGGAGAGUUUAGGGGAGUGUGGUCCAUGGUGUUCCCUUGGGGUGUCCCGUGCCCUGAGCACGAUGAGUGGGACAGAACACCCCAAGCAGGGAUUUCUGGGUGAGGAGCCUGCUGGCAGGAGAGUUCCUUUCCAAAAGGAUGUGCUCACUGUUGCUGCACGUGUCCCUUGUUAAAGGGCCUGUAGACUAGAACCCCAUUUUUUUUUCCCUUGGAUUUUGGGUGGCUGUUUUCCAUUUUCACACUUCCCCCUGCUGAGUUCUUGCUUCUCCUGGAGUAAUUCAGACAAGUCCUGGCCUCAUGUGCCCUUUGCCAUCUCCUGCUGUGUAACCUCAGGGGUCUCCAGCCCCGCUCCUGCCAACACAGUGCCCGAGCCAGGAGCCUGGGAAGAAGAUGCAAGUUAAAAGCAGAAGAAGCUUCUCUCACCCUCAGCCAAGGCCAUGGUGGGGCUGCCCACUUCCCUUCUACCUCUGGUGGGAUUUAAAAUCCUUGGCUCUGAGCAUGCUGUGUCAGCUCUAGGGACAAACCAGCUAAGUAAGGUCUAUUUAUAUGAAUGUUCCCAGCUCUUCCCACUCCACAAAUUCACCUAGAGACUGUCUUGAUUGUAUAAUAUGCAUUAUAUGGAAGCUAUUUAUAUAUGAAUGAAUGUUUUUAUAGAAAGGAAGGCAAGGAGCUCUUGUUCUUCUCCAUUAGAUUGGAAUGGCAGCUCCAGUUGCCCAAUAGGAGUCCCUGACCAACAGAGAUGUGUUAGCAAAGGACUGACUGAUUUCUGAUUUUAAUAAACUGUGGUUUGCUGAUUUUCCUAAUUGUACAAUUACCUUAAGAGGUGGUAGUGUCCCAGCCUUAGAGAUGUAACUUGUAAAAAACAAAACAAAAAAAAUUAUUUAGUUGAGAAGAUGAAGGAGCUUUGUAAAAAUUUUUUAAGGCAAUUGUGAAUUGUCUAGGUUAGGCAUUUACAACUCUUUAUAAAAAUAGGAACUUUUAAAGUUGGCAAAACUUUCUAGAUCAACUAGUGAUGGGAGUUGUUAUUUUGGAUUUUCAUAGUGAAUCAAAGGGAAAGUUGCCAUAGUGUUUAGGCAGACCUAAGUGUUCAGUAUUGCUUCUUGUACUGCAUUUUUCAAUAAA